CAAACACACCGCGCCCGAGCCGAACAUCAGGAAGCAUGGCCUAUCGUUCAGCUGGGAGAUUGACGUGAAAACAAUGUAUCAAGCCUAAAAAUGGCCGAUGAUUCUUUGUCUGCCCGGAACCAGUUUUUCAAAGAGCUCAAGCCACGAUGCGUCUCCAUAAAUGAUUUGGCCGUGCGCUCGCCUGACAAAAAGGCGAGUGCAAAGGACUUAGUCAAGGUUACGGAGGAUUUGGCCGCACUUUUAGAUCGGCAAAUAUUGCAGGAUGCCUCUGUCCUUGAUGAAAAGCUGGCUGACUAUGUCUUCUUCCCGCUCUCCAAUAUCCUGCGAAACGAGAAGGAGUAUCCCAUUCGUCUGACCGAGGUCACCAUCAAGUGCUUUAGAAUCCUCGUUGAAUAUGGCUGGAAGAGCAAGCUACCCAAAGAACUCGCUCAGCAAUUACUCUUACUUCUGACUUUCAUCAUCGCCGGUGUACCUGGCCAGGUGAGGCAAGAUCGCAUUCCUGAGGAAACCGAGCUUGAGUCUUUCAGGGCCAUAGGAUCACUUGUCAAAGCCUCGGGGUCAUCGCCGACAGGCGCCGCGGCAUUGGUCGAAGAAAAGGCGAUACCCGCUCUCGGCCAUGCUGUCACCGUUCUACUAGAUGGAAUUAACAACGGUCGCACACCUGCAAUUCAGCUGGAAGCGCUUCAGGCUCUCCGCGCAUUAGUGGUCGCAAUCAAAGACCAGACCGCUUUAGCCGCGUUCUUACCUGGAAUUGUGUCAUCUCUGAGCAACCUUCUGACGCCCCCAGGAGCACUCAAAGUACAAAAGAAAGUUCUCGUGCAAGGUAUUGACACUCUGAGAGAUGUCCUCACAAAGGUUCUCGGGGACAUCAAAGUGAGGGGCAUACUGAAGAAGCCAGUCGACGAUGGGGUCAAUGGCGAUGCCGGUGGAAACAUUUUAUCAUAUUCGUGGCUUAAUGCAACUGUCGCUAAGGUGAAGCUUGCACUUGCAAGUGUCCUGAAGUUACGAAAUGAUUCGUCUGCAGAUGUACAAACGGCAUUAGGGAAGCUCUGCAUCGCUCUACUAGAUGAGUGCCAUCAGUCUCUUUCUAAUGCCAUGUUGAUAUUAGUUGAAACAGCAAUGAUCGUGGGAGAUGGGCAUGAUAAUGAGUCGAUGUAUGAGACGGGCUUUGCUGACCUAGCCAGAAUAUAUCCGGAACUUGGGGAUGCCGUCAAAACCACCAUGUAUAACUGGGUUACAAGUCUUCCGCGACUGGUUCAAUCUAGCGACGAAAAGGUCAAGCACCAAGCUAUGCAAAAUCUCCUGAAGGGCCAACAUUUAGCCACCACUCUUCAAAUCGAUUCAUCUAUAUUGGACGAUUCAUUAGCUGCUUCGUUAAGAGAUAGCGCAACAGCGCUUGUCGUUGGAUCCAAGCCUAGGAGUGGCCUAUCUGACAUAACACUCUCUAAUGCCCUUGAACUGAGAAGCAUGGGUCCAGACAGAAAAUCCGAAAUAGAACCUUUCCCGCCAGUUUUGAUCGCUCGCGAAACCGAACGUCUCACGCGCGCCGGCCUUAUCGACCUCGUAUCCAAGUUUGGGUCGCAUUCUCAACGCAUCAGAGUUGCCAGUGACAUGUUGAGUCAUAUACGAGAAACAACUGGACCUACUCAAGUAACUUCUUACUGGCUAGCGUUCGAGUUAAUCAAAUCGACCCUUACUGAUUCAUCUGAAUUGGAUGAUUUUCUAGACUUCUCUUCGGCGGCUGAAACGUCGAACGGCAGUGACUCUGCAUUGCAGGAAUUGUAUACAUUCUCGGUCUCGAUCCUCGACUCACAAGCUGAAGCUAAUGACAUAGACUGGAGAAUGCAAGCCCUUUCCAUGGAAAUCACCACUUUUACGGCGUCAAAGAUGCAAGAAGGGUUCCGACCGGAACUGAUUGACGUGUUGUACCCUAUCACGACGUUCCUCGGUUCUUCUAACCCCCAGUUAAGGCAACAUGCAAUCAUCAGUCUUAACAAUAUUGCAGCAGCGUGUACGUACCAGAAUGUCACUGAUUUGAUCAUCGAAAACGUCGACUACAUGGUGAAUUCAGUGUCUCUGCGUCUUAAUACUUUCGAUAUCUCGCCGGCUUCAACCCAAGUACUACAAAUGAUGAUUAAACUUACCGGACCGCGACUUAUUCCGUAUCUCGAUGAUGUCAUAGCAUCCAUUUUCGCAGCCUUGGAUAACUACCACGGUUAUACUAUAUUUGUGGAAAGCUUGUUCAGCGUUCUCACAGAGGUUGUCCAACAAGGCGCCAAGUCAGAUAAUCUGUUGCUCGAAGAAUCUCCAAGAUCAAUUGAUCACAAGAAAUUGCCCCCUAGAGUAGUAUCUACUAGCGAUUUAUGCAAGGUUCUAGAUGGGCGUCACGAACGCCAAAGCGCGCGACAGCAGGAGGAGCUAGAACUAAAAGAGCUGAACAGACAUCCAAACCGUCCCUUCAAAGCAACCGAUGCUACCAAGGCCGUAAACGAAGGGGACCCAGAUCACGGUGAAGAGAGCAGUACUGAGAUUGAGAAGCCUGCGGCGCCGAAGACACGCACAUUUCAACUUCUAUCACGUAUCACGAGUUUGACACAACACUAUCUCACCUCUCCCACACCCACGCUCCGGAAGUCCCUAUUGAAUCUCCUUUCAACGGUGUGUCCGGCGCUCGCCCCAGACGAAGAAGAGUUCCUGCCGCUCGUCAACGCAGUUUGGCCUGUGUUAAUCGAGCGGUUAUAUGACCCCGAGACUUUCGUCGCCACUGCGGCCUGCGAGGCGCUAUGCGCGCUCUGUGCCGCUGCUGGUGAUUUUCUAAACACGCGCUUCAAGACUGAGUGGUGGGAUAAUGGACUUGGGAAGUGGUGUCGAAACGUCAGAGCACAGGCUCUUCGGUCUCAGGGCCGAGUUAAACAUAGAAGAGGGGGUCACGUGGGAGGCCCUACAGCUGUACUCCCUUUCGGCAAAAGCAGAGAGGAAAUAACCACUGGGAUAAUAAUACCUACCCAUGUCGGUGAUGGGGAGCUCCAAAUAAGAGAAAAUAACGAGGAAACUGCAAGCUCCACUGGCGGCGGUGGUGUUAUUAGCAGCUUGGGCUUAGGUCGUUUUGCGCAGAUAGCGCAGCUCUGGGAGGCUGUACAAGAUCUACUUAUCGCCAUUGUUACCUACGUGCACAUUGACGACGACAUCUUCGAUCAAAUCCUCCCGCUCCUUGGUGAUGUUCUGGAGUCCCAGAAUUCGGUUGCUCGCGAGGCACUUGAAGCCGUUGAUGCUGAUGCUGUCUGGCUUUUCAUGUAUGAACGCGGUAUGCUUAAAGUUGAUUCGAGCACGUAUCCUACUAUAGCUGGCGUAGAGUUCGUAGAAGUGUAAUAAAGGAGAUAUCUAGGUAGCGGACACAGGGCGAGAUGGGUUGAUAACCUAUGCCUGAAGAUACGCGAGAUCCCAGCGUUUAUCUUAUUGCCAUAUAUUCAAUCAUUUUCGUUCCUCGUAGCCUGGGCUUACUAAUUAUCUGGGACAGCCGAAGUUUUGUCCCUGAACUCAUGCAACUUGCUACUCAAAUCGCAACGACUAUAGACAACUAGUUUCAAAUACGAAUUCGACAAAUUUCAACAUUGAUUAUCUGUCGAUUUAAUCAUGCUUUGACAGCUACACAUACUUUUGAAUCACUUUGCCAAAUUAUUCCGUCUGUUAUUCCAUCUAUUCUGUCAAUUGCAGCUCCCUUACUAUCUGCUUUGUCGGUUAGUUGACUUAGUCAGAGUGCAACCUACAGGAUCGUGAUUCAAAACUUCUUGAGUAUUUGGUGGCUGAAAUCAUAACGAACAUGGUCUACAAAUGAGAUUACGAAACAGCCAUCUAGUUGACAAGGCCGCUCAACUUGAAAGCUUCAUUAUAUGUAGUUUAGCACAUACAAAGUAUGCCCAAUAGUCGAGCUUAAAAAGCCGUCACAAACAAGCACAAUCGUUGUGCAUUUCUUAGCAUAAUAAAACAAACAUUAGGC
Molecule: messenger RNA, 3997 nt
Organism: Xylaria bambusicola
Lineage: Eukaryota; Fungi; Ascomycota; Sordariomycetes; Xylariales; Xylariaceae
Product: armadillo-type protein
Exons: 2
Coding region: 91-3369 (1092 amino acids)
Biological process (GO): chromatin remodeling
Cellular component (GO): cytoplasm
Source: RefSeq, a predicted model, not a curated record